AGCCGGGAGGUGUCAUCACCCGGGUUCUCGCUUAGCACAUCUGGUCGGGCAACACUGGGGUGAUGUGACUGCAACUGGAAUGCACACUUGUGUUUGCGCAGGAAUUCGUCUUUUGUUCGUGCUAAAACUGUCUGGUGAGUCCACACACCACCCAAUAAAAGGCCUUCGACUCAGUUUUGAUAAAUCAACAGCGAUGGUCUACCCAGGUGACGAGACCAGCGGCCACUAUGUCAGAGAAAAGAUCAAGCAGCGAGUCUAGCGACUCAUCUUCCCUCAUCAGCUACCGUAGCGUUGAACAUCAGGACAAAAUCCAUUCGGAGCCUGAGAAACAACGCGAUGCCAGCUCAGACAGUGACACUUCCCCGGGCAGCCCACACUCCACCCAAGUGCAUCGAGUUCACUUUGGCAUCGACAGAACAUUCUCGUACGGGGGUUGGCAACCUGGAAUGGGACCCCUAAGCCAGACGUCAUCUCAUUUGCGGCGUCGCUCGUCAGCGCACCCAUCCAUCGACAUCACAGAAGCGCCUCAACGACGAAACACGCAGGCUAUAGCCCGUUAUAGAUGGGGUCAGGGAGACCUUGAAGGGUCGCCAUCGCGUGCGCCUCAUGCCGAUAUGAGGCCGAAGAAGACUCGCCUGCGAGAUUUUCGAGAAAUAGUCAGAAGAAAGACUGCUUAUUGGGCUGCUCGCCUGGGACGUCCUACAGAAGGCGAGGAUGACCUACAGCCGAUCGACUACCGCCGCCGUAGUACAGACAUUCAAAUCAACCAGGAAGCAGAAGUAAAAGAUCAGAUGACUUGCAGCUCGGAAGCGCACCGUAUCAUUCGAGGCUUGACACACGACGACACUGGGCGCCGCCGUAGCACGCGUAACGACUCAGCUAUGCACCAUGCGAUUGACAUGCCUCCAGAUUAUGCAAAUGGGAUUGCCGGAGAGGGAGCAUCUGAGGGUCGCUCAACAGGAGGAAUCCUAUCUCAUCUGCUCCGCCUGAGCGGUGGUUUGGACCACGUCCAGAGAUCGGCGCGAGGACUAGACAUGCCCUCGGGGAUGUGGACGCCCUUUGGCGGAAGCACUCCGGGGGCGACCACCCCCCGCAAGGGAAAGCCACGAUGGUAUAAAAAGCAACCCAACAUUUCCAGUUCCACCCUAGUAGGGGCCGGAAGCCAUAGUGGUGCCAGUACUCCCAUUUCUGAUCAGCUUCUCGAUGUGGCCUCGAGGCGACGCGACAAGCAUUCCCGGCGCCGCAGCUUCAGACUAGAGGAUGAGAUUCAGGUGACUCUCCGCAUCGCUGAGAUUAUUGCACGGCAGCGGUACAUCAUGCAGCUGUGCAAGGCGCUCAUGAUGUUCGGAGCACCUACUCAUCGCUUGGAGGAGUACAUGCUGAUGACCUCUAAGGUGCUUGAGAUCGACAGCCAAUACCUAUACGUCCCGGGAUGCAUGAUCAUGUCCUUUGAUGACCCAAGCACUCGAACAACGGAGGUGAAGCUCGUCCGCGUUGUUCAAGGAGUAAACCUUGGACGUCUUUCCGACACCCACAAUGUUUACAAAAACGUCAUACACGACGUGAUUGGCAUCGAAGAGGCCACGGGGGAACUGGAAGAACUCAUGACCAAGAAGCCGCGGUUCAACAAAUGGAUCAUUGUCUUCGUUUAUGGCCUCGCAACAGCCAUGGUGGGACCUUUCGCCUUUGACGCGCGACCCAUCGACAUGCCCAUAAUUUUCUUCAAUGGCUGCCUUCUUGGCGUCAUGCAACACGUUAUAGCGCCUCGCUCAGUGCUUUACAACAACGUCUUCGAAGUCACCGCUGCAGUGCUCACCUCUUUCAUCGCUCGUGCAUUUGGCAGUAUCCAUCGCACUCACGGUUCGGGGCGCCUCUUUUGCUUCUCAGCCAUCGCUCAAUCCUCGAUCGCGCUCAUUCUCCCCGGCUAUACCGUCCUCUGCAGCAGCCUCGAGCUUCAAUCGCAUCAGAUCGUCGCCGGCUCCAUCCGGAUGGUCUACGCGAUCAUCUACUCCCUCUUCCUUGGCUACGGCGUCACCGUCGGCACGACAAUCUACGGCCUGAUCGACACCAACGCCACCUCGCGCCUCAGCUGCCCCUCGACGGGCGCGUUCAAGAACCCUUACCUCCAACGCUUUCCUUUCGUCGCCCUCUUCUCCCUGUGUCUCCUCGUCGUCAACCAGGGCAAAUGGAAGCAAGCCCCUGUGAUGACUACCAUCGCCAUCGCCGGCUACGUCACCAACUACUUCGUCUCGGCGCGUCUCGGCAACAACUCGCAGGUCGCCAACACGGUCGGCGCCUUUGUCGUCGGCGUCAUCGGCAACCUCUACAGCCGGCUGUGGCACGGCCACGCGGCCGCCGCCGUUCUGCCCGCCAUCUUCGUCCUGGUCCCCUCCGGCCUCGCCGCCACCGGCAGCCUGAUCACCGGGGUCGACACCGCCGAUCAAAUCCGCUCCAACGUGACCAAAAACCAUACUUCGGACAGCUCAACUUCGUCGUCGCAGAACUCCAUGUCCGCGAAUAUCCUCGGGUUCGGAAUGAUCCAGGUCGCGAUCGGCAUCACGGUCGGCUUGUUCGUGGCUGCCUUGGUGGUUUAUCCGUUUGGGAAGCGGCGGAGUGGGUUGUUUAGUUUUUAAGAAUAUUCGCGAAUGAUUCUUGCUACAAAUGCAUUGGGCAAUGUGCUGCAUAUUAGACCCUAGAUUUGCAGUGGAGAUACAAUGGAUCAUAGAUUGCAGGUGCAGGUGAUUGAGUAUGGAGAGAUGGUUGACCACUCGCGGACAAUCUGUAUAAGCACCGAACCAAGGUCCUAAACCAAUAAGAACAAGGGUUGCAGGAUACAGUUCGUAGCUAAAAGACAUACAUAGACUGCAUUCUGUACUCUAUGUAUUUCCAACAGAUUUCACCACCCUCUACUCAUCCGGCUUCUCAUCUCAUACCUUACUUGAACCUACUGUAUAUAGCGCACUCCAAUUGACCUAGUAAGGCC
This is a messenger RNA of Aspergillus saccharolyticus JOP 1030-1, 2983 nucleotides long. RefSeq names its product threonine/serine exporter family protein. Gene Ontology annotation, molecular function: transmembrane transporter activity. The coding region runs from base 228 to 2633 and encodes 801 amino acids. The record is from RefSeq and is a predicted model, not a curated record. The transcript has a single exon. Lineage: Eukaryota; Fungi; Ascomycota; Eurotiomycetes; Eurotiales; Aspergillaceae. Gene Ontology annotation, biological process: transmembrane transport.